Messenger RNA from Gadus chalcogrammus (walleye pollock), 1048 nucleotides. Its product is annotated as CD63 antigen-like. Gene Ontology annotation, cellular component: membrane. The record is from RefSeq and is a predicted model, not a curated record. The transcript has 9 exons. The coding region runs from base 81 to 755 and encodes 224 amino acids. NCBI's taxonomy places the organism in Eukaryota, Metazoa, Chordata, Actinopteri, Gadiformes, Gadidae.
CCUCACACACUCCUCAAAUACUCCUCUUCACACACUCCUCCUCACACACUCCCCUCAGGCAGCUGGAUCUCCUCGUCACCAUGGGUAAAAUCAACGGCUGUCUGAAGUGCGUCUUCUUCCUGCUCAACGCCGUGUUCGGGAUCUUUGGAGUUUCGAUGAUUAUUGGACUUGUGAAGGCCCCCCCGCAGCUGUCAAGACAGAUGGGCCCCGGAUCCUGGGCUGGGAUGUGGGUAUUCUCCGUUGGGAUGCUGCUGGUUUCCAUCCUCGGGCAGACGGCCGAAAGGACCGAGAAGACAGCACUGCUCAAAGGGUUUGCAGGUCUGAUGGGGGCCAUAAUGAUCAUCAUGAUGAUCUUAGGGAUCGUCAUGGCUUCCUACAGAAACCAGUUAAAGAACAUCACCCCUGACUCUAUGAGACCGAUGAUGGCAGAUGACAAGGUACAAGAAGUUCUCGUCAACGUCCAAGGGCAGUUCCAGUGCUGUGGCAUUAUGAGCUAUGAGGACUGGGGGAACAGGAUCCCUUUAUCCUGUGAGUGUUUAGAAGACAACGUGUGCACAGACCGCCCAGGGCACUUGGAAGGUCCAGCUAAAAUCUACUCGAGGCCGUGCUUCCCCAUCGUGUCCGACCUGCUGGUUCCUGCCUUGACGGUCUCCAUGGGUGUCUUCUUUGGCUUCGCUGUCACCGCUCACUUCUGCCUGGGGGCGAGCCUCCUGAUGAUUGGUCAGGUGAGGCAUCACGACGGCGGGCGCGGAUGACAGGCCAUCGCCCUGACGACUAAUGGGUACAAGCUGAGCCAUGGCUUCUGACCUCUGACCUCACUCCUCAUUUCUGCUUCUAAAUGAGUCGUGGCCUAUGAAGUCAAUAGUGACAUCACCAGGAGACUGAGAGUGUUUCACUGGUGUUCCCAUUAAAGAAAACAAAAAAAAUUGUUCCUCAAUGUUAAGUGUUCCAUGUGUUCAUUCUCCUGUUACAAUGUACCUUGUUUCAGUGACUCCUCCCCUCCAUUCCUGUAAGAGGACAGGUGGACUCCUCCCUUCUAUGUAUAUAU